AUGCCGGAACCGAUGGCUACCGAACCGGAAGGUGAAACAUUUGCUUUCCAAGCGGAGAUUGCUCAGUUGAUGAGCUUGAUUAUCAACACAUUCUAUUCGAACAAGGAGAUUUUCCUCCGUGAAUUGGUGUCGAACGCUAGUGAUGCUUUGGACAAGAUUCGUUACAAGAGUUUGACAGAUCCGUCGUGUUUGGAUACGGGUAAGGCGUUGGAGAUCCGAUUGAUCCCGGACAAGACGAACAACACAUUGACGGUGAUUGACACUGGUAUUGGUAUGACGAAAGCGGAUUUGAUCAACAACCUUGGUACGAUUGCUCGUUCUGGUACGAAGGCGUUUAUGGAGGCUUUGCAAGCUGGUGCAGACAUCUCGAUGAUUGGUCAGUUUGGUGUUGGUUUCUACUCGGCUUACCUUGUUGCGGAUCGUGUUGAGGUUAUUUCAAAGAAUAACGAUGACGAGCAGUACAUUUGGGAGUCAUCAGCUGGUGGUUCAUUCACGAUUCGUCCGGAUCCGGGUGAGGAUAUUGGUCGUGGUACGAAAGUGAUAUUGCAUUUCAAAGAAGACCAGACGGAGUAUUUGGAGGAGAGGCGAUUGAAGGAGAUUGUGAAGAAGCAUUCUCAGUUUAUUGGUUAUCCGAUCAAAUUGUUUGUUGAGAAGGAGCGAACGAAGGAGGUUUCUGAUGACGAAGAGGAGAAGGAAGAGACGAAAGAAGAUGAAAAGGACGAUAAGCCGAAGGUGGAGGAUUUGGAUGAGGAUGAGGAGGACGAGGAAGGCAAGGGUAAAGACAAGAAGAAGAAGAAAAAGAUCACAGAGAAGUACAUUGACGAGGAGGAGUUGAACAAGACGAAGCCUUUGUGGACGCGCAACCCAGAUGACAUAACUCAGGAAGAGUAUGGUGAGUUCUACAAGCAGUUGAGCAAUGAUUGGGAAGAUCACUUGGCUGUGAAGCAUUUCUCUGUUGAGGGUCAGCUUGAGUUCCGUGCGUUGUUGUUUGUUCCGAAGCGGGCUCCGUUCGAUUUGUUUGAGAAUCGCAAGAAGCGUAACAACAUCAAGUUGUAUGUGCGUCGUGUGUUUAUCAUGGACAAUUGUGAGGAUUUGAUUCCGGAGUAUUUGAACUUUAUCCGUGGUGUUGUUGACAGUGAAGAUUUGCCUUUGAACAUCAGUCGUGAGAUGUUACAGCAGAACAAGAUAUUGAAAGUGAUUCGUAAGAAUUUGGUGAAGAAGUGUUUGGAAUUGUUCGAUGAGAUAAUGGAGGACAAAGAGAACUACAAGAAGUUUUACGAGCAGUUCUCGAAGAACAUCAAACUUGGCAUUCACGAGGAUGGUGUGAAUCGUAAGAAGCUUGCUGAAUUUUUGCGCUAUUAUUCGACGAACAGUCCGGAUGAGUUGACGAGUUUGAAGGAGUACGUUUCUCGAAUGAAGGAGAACCAGAAGGACAUUUACUACAUCACGGGUGAGACGAAGGAAGCAGUUUCUAACUCCGCAUUCACCGAGGUUCUUCGUCAGCGUGGAUUUGAAGUGUUGUAUAUGUUAGACCCUAUUGAUGAGUAUGCAGUGACUCAGUUGCGCGAGUAUGAUGGUAAGAAGUUGGUUUGUGUUACGAAAGAGGGUCUUCAGUUGCCGGAAGACGAGGAAGAGAAGAAGAAAUUUGAGGAGUUGAAGGCGGAGUAUGAGCCGUUGUGCAAACACAUUCAAGAUAUUCUGGGCAAGCGGGUUGAGAAAGUGACCAUCUCGAACCGUCUGACCACCUCUCCGUGUUGUAUUGUGACCUCUGAGUUUGGUUGGUCGGCGAAUAUGGAGCGUAUAAUGAAGGCACAAGCUUUGCGUGACUCUAGCACGAUGGGUUAUAUGGCGGCGAAGAAGCACUUGGAACUGAAUCCGCGUCACAAGAUCAUCCAAUCGUUGAAGGCACUGUUUGAUAGUGGUGAAUCGAACAAGUUGGCGAAGGAUUUGGUGUUCCUGUUGCACAGCACAGCACUGUUGUCUUCUGGUUUUUCGCUGGAAGAUCCUAAAGUGCAUGCUGGCCGUAUUCAUCAGUUGGUGUCUAUGUGUUUGGACAUUCCCACUGAGGAGGAGGUAAAGACGGAGACACCGGAAGGUUCUUCGUCGGCUGCGGCUCCGACCGAGGCAGGUGAUGACGCUGGUAUGGAGGAGGUUGAUUAG
Messenger RNA from Echinostoma caproni, 2160 nucleotides. NCBI's taxonomy places the organism in Eukaryota, Metazoa, Platyhelminthes, Trematoda, Plagiorchiida, Echinostomatidae. The record is from the annotation of a GenBank genome assembly.